UGGCUUUUCAGGAUCAGUUUUUUGGCAACACCUAUCGAGCGACCACGUCUACAGCCCGGAGAAAGGGGCUGCUGUGCAUAUGAAACAGAAGAUUUGAGCCAACUAGCGCAAUGACAGAGAAAUAAGACAAAGAGAAAUUUCGCAAGGAAAACUGUUCAUCUUCAUACCGGGUUCUGUCGAUGCAACAUUUUCAGCUCUUAGUUUAGCGGUAUGAUUUUAGGACUAUAGAGUAUCAGCCACUGCGGUGCACUAGUAAUCUAUAACAGUAACUGUUUACAUUUUGAUAAACUUAAGCAUUCUCCCUUUCUCCUGGAGAAGUCAAAGUUCUCGUCUAUUUUGUACCACAAAAGUGGCAGGCGCUAUUUUUUUUUAAGCGAGGUUAUGUUCUGACAGUUGCAAGAGCAGCCAAACUUUAUUAAAUUAAUAAACGUGUUUUCCAAAAGGACUCAUCGACAGAAGAAUGAUUUGGAGCCGGUUAACGGAGCUGUUGCUCCUAAUAUUUGUGUGCGCGCACAGAUCGUCCUCAAAACAAGACGCGAAACCUGAGGUAUGGCUACAGCAAUAUGGUUACUUGCCACCCGGUGAUCUCCGCACACAUACGGCCCGCUCUCCUCACUCCGUCUCCUCUGCCAUUGCUGCCAUGCAGAGAUUCUACGGCCUGAAAGUCACCGGCAACAUGGAUCCUGCAACUCUAGAGGCAAUGAAGAAGCCCCGCUGCGGCGUCCCAGACAAGUUUGGAGCUGAACUGAAAAGCAACCUGAGAAAGAAGCGCUACGCAAUCCAGGGACUCAAAUGGGAUAAAAAUGAGAUCACAUUCUGCAUACAGAACUACACUCCAAAAGUUGGGGAAUACGAAACGUUUGAGGCGAUCAGAAAAGCCUUCAAAGUGUGGGAAAGAGUUACCCCUUUGCGAUUCCGAGAGAUCCCUUACAGUGACAUCAGAGAUAAGGUUGAAAACUUUGCCGACAUCAUGCUCUUCUUCGCCGAUGGUUUUCACGGCGACGCCAGUCCGUUUGACGGCGAAGGAGGAUUUUUGGCUCAUGCUUACUUCCCAGGCAAUGGCAUAGGAGGAGACACACACUUCGACGCAGCAGAGCCUUGGACCAUCGGCAACCGUGACCUUUUGGGUAAUGAUGUGUUCCUGGUGGCUGUGCAUGAAUUGGGUCACGCCCUGGGAAUGGAGCAUUCAAAUGACCCCUCCGCCAUCAUGGCUCCCUUCUACCAGUGGAUGGACACCGAGAACUUUGAGCUUCCUGAAGAUGACCGUAAAGGCAUUCAGCAGCUUUAUGGACCAAACACCGGAGGCCGUCCGAGACCACCUGUCACCCCGCAGACCCCCCACCACACUCCAUAUCCCACACCAUACAGGCCUGGAGGACCUAGCUUUGGUCCUGACAUCUGCGAAGGCCAUUUUGACACCAUUGGCAUUUUCAGAGGAGAAAUGUUUGUGUUUAAGGAUAAGUGGUUCUGGCGCGUUCGUAAUAAUCGUGUUAUGGAAAAUUACCCCAUGCCAAUCGGACAUUUCUGGAGAGGUCUGCCUACAAAUAUUAAUGCUGCCUAUGAAAGAGAAGAUGGGAAAUUUGUCUUCUUUAAAGGGGACAGGCAUUGGGUGUUCACCGAAUCGAACUUGGAGCCAGGUUAUCCGAAGACUCUGAGAGAAAUGGGCAACGGUCUUCCAAAGGACAAACUGGACGCAGCCCUUCUGUACACCCCUACAGGCAACACCUACUUCUUCAGAGGAAACAAAUAUUAUCGCUACAAUGAAGACACGCAGUCAGUGGAUCCAGACUACCCCAAACCUAUGAGUAAAUGGCAAGGCGUUCCAGACAACAUAAAGGCUGCCUUCAUGAGUCGAGAUCAAAGUUAUACCUACUUCUACAAAGCCAACAAGUACUGGAAGUUUAACAACCAGUUAUUAAGAGUAGAGCCUGGAUACCCCAAGUCUGCGCUUAGGGAUUGGAUGGGCUGUCCCAAUGAGGACUCCAAUACAGGUGGUGGAGGCGGAGGAAGUGACCGUGAUCGGGAGCGCGAGCGCGAAAGAGAACGUGAAAGGGAGCGGGAAAGAGAACGUGAACGAGAGCGUGAACGUGACCGCACACGUGAGGAAGACAAGACUGAGGAUGAGGGCAAAAAGGAGGAGACAGAAGUGAUCAUAAUCGAGGUCGAAGACGCACCCAGCAGCGGAGGAGGAGCGGCUGCCGUCGUGGUGCCACUCAUGUUGCUGGUCUGCGUGAUCCUUACGCUCGGAGCACUUCUCUUCUUCCGCAGGUACGGCACACCGAGACGCUUGCUCUACUGCCAACGCUCCCUACUGGACAAGGUUUAAAUGAUUAAGAAGGGAUAAUGGAAGAAAGGGAAGGGGAGGAGAGGAGAGAAUUGAGAAUAUGGAAGAAGGGGACUUACUAGCAAAGCAAAACCAAAAUGAGUUUUAGUCAAAAAGGGACCCUUUGUUGUUUACUUUAGAAAUGAUGCCACUCAAACAAAUCUCUGCAUUUUUAUAUUUUGUAAUUAGUGGUUUUGAACGUUUUGCUUUCACACCUGUGCCAAGUUCUUCCCGCACGCUGUAUAAAGGCAUACGGUACUUGUUUUUCCCCUGUGUCACUUUCACUUCAUCUCUCCCCUCUUCUCUCAAUGUCUUUCUCGUCUUUCCCUUCUGGUGUAGCCAAUGACGCCAGCUCAUCGCUGUUUGUUUAGCCUUUUGUAAAUGUCAUUUUAAAGUUGUGAUUGUUGUUGUAUGUCUGCCUCAUUGUGAAUUCUUACCCUCUAUCGAAAACAACAUUUGUCCCAAUCAGAAGACUUUGUACUUAUCUCAGGUUGCGGCCAAUGCUUAUCACAUUUCCAGCAGCCUCAUGCAACUUUUAUAACAAAACUGUACUACCGUGGUUUUUGAAUGUCAUGCCAUGUUACAGGGUUCACAGUGAUGAAAUUUUUUUUUCAAACUUUUGUGAAAAUUCAUAAAAAACGAAUUAAACUAGAUUUACAUUCUUCUAGUCAUACUUUAAAAUAAUUUAAAACAUAGUCAGAAAUUGCUUUAAUUGUUAGUGUAAUUUCUGUUCAUUUUUAAAAUUCUUCCAGGAUGCACAAACUAGAUAAGUCGGUCAGAAGGUGCCAUAGUACCACGGUAUUCUCUCUAGUACUAUGUAAAUACCUUAGUGCAUGAAUAUCAUAAUCAUUCCGUACCAUGGUAUUGCCAUCGUUGAACCAUGGGACCACCAUAGUAUUUUUUAAGUGUUCUCCUAUGCACAAUGUUACAAGAUAUCAUAAAAGAUUAUUUGCAUUGGCUCAUGAAAGGUAAUUCUUUUCACUAAAGCAACACAGGGUUCCGCUCCCACCCCAUGCAACUCCCAACUCAGGUUAAGAAACCAAAGUCAUGUGCCAUUCCAAAGAUAAUUGAUACUUAUCCCACUAACAAUGCCUGCAAAGCUGUGCUGUCUGUCUGUGUCCUCCAGUAGUAUGGCUUUAUAUUGUACUGUAUUUUUAAUAAUUACUAUUAUUGAUAAUGAUGAUGUCAUUAUCAUUAUGAUUAUUACUAUUGUUAUUGUUCUCCAUGUCAAGAAUGUGUUUUUUUGAUUUUAACAAUUGUCAUUAAAAAUGUCCUGCUGGACAGGCAAUAAUGUAUGUCUUAUGAAGUGGCCUUAAUUUGGGGAAAAGUGAAUGGGUGGGUUUGUAUUUUUGAACUGAAAUAAAUUUUAAAAUAUAUAAAUGAUAUUUUCACUGCUUGUGUUUACAAUUAUUGAAAACUUGAGGUGCUUUUUUUGUUUUUUAAAUGGGAAUCGAAAGUUUGAAUAAAAAACAAUAAUGAUAAUAAUAUUUAAAUGAUGAUGAUCAUUAUCUAGAAAUAAAUUGUGCUUGUUUCAAACCUCUUUUUAUGUUUAAGUCAGAAAUAAAAUAUUUUGUAAGUUUU
Onychostoma macrolepis is the source of this 3904-nucleotide messenger RNA. RefSeq names its product matrix metallopeptidase 14b (membrane-inserted) (gene mmp14b). Gene Ontology annotation, molecular function: zinc ion binding; metalloendopeptidase activity. The record is from RefSeq and is a predicted model, not a curated record. Gene Ontology annotation, cellular component: extracellular matrix. The coding region runs from base 461 to 2326 and encodes 621 amino acids. Gene Ontology annotation, biological process: collagen catabolic process; skeletal system development; zymogen activation. The transcript is spliced from 10 exons. NCBI's taxonomy places the organism in Eukaryota, Metazoa, Chordata, Actinopteri, Cypriniformes, Cyprinidae.